AUGAUCUGUAUGGCAAGAGCUAUAUUUCAUUCAACUAAAUUUAAUCGAACAUAUAUGAUAUUUAUUUCCAAAGAUGCACCCAUAGGUCAUAAACAAAUAAUUGAUACAUAUGAUUUAUCAUUUUGUUUUAUUUUUUCAAUGAAUACAACUUAUUCUCAUCAUCAUAAUUUACCAUUUGAAAUUUUAUUAAUACCAAAUCAAAAUUGUACAUUAUAUUUACAUGUUAUUCAUUUAUUAAAUCAUAAACAUACAUCAAUGUAUACAGUUAAACAAGUAUUAAUUUAUGAAAAUAUUUCAAACAUUAUUCAUUUAUCAAUUAAUAUCAUUGAUGUUAAUGAUCGUAUAUUACAAUUUGAAAAUAAACAUUAUCAUUUUAUUGUACAAGAAAAUAUUUUACCAGGAACAUUUAUUGGACAUGUACAAGUAUAUAAUGCUCAAAUUGUCUUUAAUGAUAAUAUAUUCUAUAUAUUAUUUGGUAAUGAUCUUAUACAAUCAAAUAAUCAAAUAAUGUUUCGGAUUGAUAAAGAUACAGGAGAUAUCUUUUUAUUUGAUUAUGAACUUGAUUAUGAAAUAAAACAAGAAUAUAAAAUUAUGGUUGAAGCAAAAGGUUACUAUGAAGAUUUUGAAACUGGUAUAUGGACAUCUAUAUCAUCAUUUGCAGAUAUUAUUAUUACUGUUGAAGAUAUAAAUGAUGAAAAACCACAGAUUAUUUUUUAUAUGCCAGAUGAAAAUAAAAAUGAGAAUAAUGAGAAAAUUAUGAGCAUUACAAAACCAAUGUUAAAUGAAGAGCAAAAUCACUUCAUAAAUUCAUUUCGUUCAACUAUAAACCUUAUUGAAAACGAUGCUGAAGUAAUUUGUUUAACUAAAGAAGAAUCUUUACCAAUCAAUACUCUUCUUGCAUUAUUUCAUUUGUAUGAUAAUGAUCAAAUAUCAAAUGGAAGUUUAUCGCUUAAUUUACAAACAUAUGUUCAAUGUUCACAAGAAGAAAUUUUGCUAAAUAAUAAAACAUUUUGUCAUUUAUCAAAUAUUUUUCAUUUAACUAUUGUACGUCUAAAUGUCUAUGGAUUAUAUAAUUCUCAAAUACUAGAUCGUGAAGAAUAUGAAGAUUAUAUAAUACAUUUAAUUGCAAAUGAUAAUGAUAAUCAAUCACUAGAAAUGAAUACAUUAUCGAAUUCAUUUCAAUCAGAAUUAUUUAUUUAUUUAAUACUUCUUGAUAUAAAUGAUAAUGUUCCUAUAUUUGAUCGAACUUAUUUUUAUAUUAAAAUUGAUGAAAACUUAUCGAGAAAAACAAUUAUAACUCGCUUACAAGCAUAUGAUAUUGAUAAAGAUAGAAAUGGAACCGUUCAUUAUGAACUUAUCGUUAAAAAUCAAAAAUAUUUUUCAAUUGAUAACUAUUCAGGAGUUUUACGUACUAAACGUAAACUUGAUAGAGAACAAUGUGAAUGGUAUCGUGUUGGUAUACGUGCAUAUGAUCUUGGUUAUCCAAUACGAAAAUAUUCAUCAAUAGUUAUAGUUGAUAUAGAAAUUAAUAAUAUAGAUGAUCAUGUACCUCAUUUUACACAUAAUAUCUAUCGUUUCAAUAUAGAAGAAAAUGCAUCGAUAGGAAAAAUAGUUGGUCGAGUGACUAUUGAAGAUAAAGAUGAACAAGAACCAAUGGAGCAAAUGAUUAAUUUAUCAACUAUCAAUGAUGGAGAUAUUGUAAAAUUUAAAUCGAGCAAAUCAAAUAAAAUAUCACGAACUAAUAAAUCAAUGAUUGAUUUUCUAUUUAUUGAUUCCUAUCGAAAUGAAUCUUUAUCUGGUUUAUUUUCCAUUGAUUCUCAAGGUUAUAUUCAUACAUUAGUUAUAUUUGAUCGUGAAAUUCAAUCAAAUUAUACUUUUUAUAUAUUUAUGUAUGAUAGAAUAUUAAAAUCUUAUACAUUUCCAACAUACAUAAUCAUUCAAAUACUUGAUGAAAAUGAUCAUAUACCAUAUGAACCAUUUCUUUCAAAUUCAUCGAUAUUAUCAAUUGAACAAACAAAUAAUGAUGAAAUAAUUCUAUAUAAAUUUCAACCUAUUGAUCUUGAUGAUGGUCUUAAUGGGUUUGUUUCAAUUGAAUGUCUUAAUUGUUUAUCAAUAUUUUAUUUUAAUAUUAUAAAUUCAUCAAUAUUAAUAACUCGACGUAAUAUAAAAAUACCCGAUGGAUUAUAUACAUUAAAUUUAAUGUUGCGUGAUCAUGGUUUAAUUAUAUCAUAUAAACGAUUUUAUACAUUAAAGAUUAAUCUAACUCAUUCUUUUAAUUCUAAAGCAGAAGAAAAAUUAUUUUCUAUGAAGUUUAUCUAUAAAUAUUUUUUAUUAAAAUUUUCUUGGCAAUAUUUUAUUAUAUUUCUAUUUAUUUGGUUUAUACUUGUUCUUAUGGCACUAUGGAAAUGUUAUUAUUAUGAUCGAAUAUUAAUUAAUAAAGAAAUUAAUCAACAUAAAAUAAUUAGUAAACGAAAUAAAAUUUUUAUUCCAUUCUAUCAAAUUGUAUCUAAAAAUCGAAAUGUAACAACAAAUGCAUCUUAUCAUGAAGAUAAUAAUGAUAUUUGGCAACCGAUGAAUUCUAAUAAACGAAUAUUAAAUGAAAAUACAAGCACUAUUUUGCAUAAUAAAAAUUAUUAUUUUGAACCAAUCGAUCGUGAUUUUUCAACGAAUCUAACAACAUCUCAAACAAAUCAUUCACAUUCAAUUCAACGACCUGUACCUAUUUCAAAUUAUCAAUUAAAUACAGUAAUGGAACGUUCACAACAAUAUCAACAAUCAUAUUCUUUACAAACAAAAACAAAUUCAACAAUGAAUAUUAAUCCAUCUAAUAUUGAUUUAACUAUUCGAUCAUAUGGAUUACCUCGUUCAAUAACAACAGAUCAAUUUUCAAAUAAUAAAAAUCCAAAAAAUAGAUCAUAUUAUUAUCCUAGUGUACAAGAUGUACUUGAUGCUUUAAAUCAAGAUUCUAAUUUUAAAGAAUCAUUUGUUUGA
Molecule: messenger RNA, 2991 nt
Organism: Rotaria sp. Silwood1
Lineage: Eukaryota; Metazoa; Rotifera; Eurotatoria; Philodinida; Philodinidae
Source: the annotation of a GenBank genome assembly